This is a messenger RNA of Entelurus aequoreus (snake pipefish), 2577 nucleotides long. Its product is annotated as general transcription factor II-I repeat domain-containing protein 2-like. The transcript has a single exon. Lineage: Eukaryota; Metazoa; Chordata; Actinopteri; Syngnathiformes; Syngnathidae. The coding region runs from base 183 to 2003 and encodes 606 amino acids. The record is from RefSeq and is a predicted model, not a curated record.
GGGAUGAUCUUGAUUUAUUAUUAGAACCGGCCCGCAGACCGCAGAUCUUUUACACGCACCAAUACUACAUUUCCCACAAUGCAACGGUGACGCACCGAGCAGUAGGCUGCUUCAUUUCAAUAUUUAUUGGCACAGCAGUCGUCAGCAUCACAGUAAAAUUAACUUUCAGAUACCCAUCAAAAAUGGCAAAACGGAAGGUGGACACUGAGAACCGGGGGUUUCAAACAAGGUGGGAGUCGGAGUAUAUGUUUUUGGAGGUAGCUGGAAAACCUGUGUGUCUUCUGUGUGGAGAAAGUGUGGCGGUACUGAAAGAGUAUAAUCUGAGACGACAUUAUGAAACGAAACACGCGGACAAAAACAAGAAUAUGGACAUGGAACAAAGGCUACAAAAGGCAGAGGAAUUAAAACGAGGCCUCAAAUCUCGACAGGCUCUGUUCAAAAAAGCCAAAUCACAAGGCCAGGCUGCUGUCAAGGCCAGUUUUAUUUUGGCAGAAGAGAUCGCUAAAUCAGCCCGGCCAUUUACGGAGGGAGAUUUCAUCAAAAACUGCAUGAUUAAAGUUUGUGACGAAGUUUGCCCAGAAAAAAGGCAACUCUUUUUAAAUGUGAGUCUGAGCAGAAACACCAUUGCCGAGAGAGUAGACCAGUUGUCCAUCAAUCUAAAAGAGCAGCUUGUGAAAAAGGGAAAAGAUUUCAUUGCAUAUUCCUUGGCUGUGGAUGAGAGCACCGACAUUUCUGACAUUGCCCAGUUGUCAAUUUUCAUCCGCGGAGUGGACUCCAGCCUAAGCGUGACAGAGGAGUUUUUGGCUUUACGUCCUAUGCAUGGCACAACUACGGGGCAUGAUUUGUAUGAAGAGGUGUCAAGAUGUGUAAAUGAGAUGGAGCUGCCUUGGGAAAAACUCGUGGGUUUUACAACCGACGGAGCACCUGCGAUGUGUGGACACAGGAGCGGACUGGUAGCGAAGAUACGGGAAAAGAUGCAAGAGGAAAACGCGACAGGUGAGCUGACAGCUUAUCAUUGUAUCAUACACCAGGAAGCGUUGUGCGGUAAAGCCUUGAAAAUGGAGCAUGUAAUGAGCAUCAUCACGCGCACAGUUAACUUUAUCAGAGCCAAAGGUUUGAAUCACCGCCAGUUCAAGGCAUUUCUGACGGAGUUAGAAACGGAGCAUGGUGAUUUGCCUUAUCACACAGAGGUGCGAUGGCUAAGCCAGGGAAAGGUGCUUCAAAGAUGUUUCGAGCUUCGUGAGGAGAUUUGUCUGUUCUUGGACAGCAAAGGGAAAAACACAACACAACUCCGAGACGAAAUGUUUCUGUGUGAAAUGGCUUUUCUGUGUGACAUUACGAGUCAUCUGAAUGCAAUGAACUUGCAGCUGCAGGGUCGGGAUCAUGUCAUCUCUGAUAUGUACAGUACAGUGAAGGCAUUUAAAACCAAACUGACUCUGUGGGAGACGCAGAUGCGGAAAGAAAAUUUGACCCACUUUUCCAGCUGCCAGACCAUGAAAGAGAAGCUCUCUACCAGUGCAUUCCCGAGCGCACAGUUGGCUAAUAAAAUAAGUAUGCUUGCCGCUGACUUUCGACGCCGAUUUGCUGACUUUGAAGCACAAAAAAGUAGGUUGGAACUGCUCGGUAACCCGUUUGCUGUUGACGUGGAAAGCUCACCACCAAACCUUCAAAUGGAGUUGAUUGACCUCCAAUGCAAUGAUGCACUGAGGGCAAAAUAUGCGGCAGUGGGUGCUGCGGAGUUCGCCCGUUUCCUCCCCGACACAAUGCCCCAGCUGCGCAUCCAGGCUGCUCAAACGUUGUCUAUGUUUGGCAGCACAUACCUGUGUGAACAACUGUUUUCUUUGAUGAACCUGAACAAAACAUCACACAGAAGUCGACUUACUGCUGAACACCUCCAUUCAAUCUUGAGGAUUUCCUCAGCUCAGAGCCUUACCCCGAACAUUGAUGAACUUGUGGAAAAGAUGGGACACCACCAAGUAUCACCCUCAACCUCAAACAAGUGAACAUUACUGUGCAAUCACAUAUUUAGAGUUUUUACUCAAUUCAAGUUUAAAAGUUAAAGUUUAAUAUUUGUUUUCACUGCAUGUUACUUCUCCUUAAACAAAGUGUUGUUUUUGAUUUAUAGAUUUUUGCACUUUAUUUUAUUGUAUUUCAAUUUAAUUAUAUUUUAAAAAUAUUUCAGUUGAGUGGAUGAUAGAAAAUUGCUAUUAUUGUUUUUUUCUUUGAAGUAAAUUUAGCCCACUUUUGCUAAAAUAGAAAAUAUAGGCUACUGAUGGUGCCUUGAAUACCGGUUUCUUUCAUUUAAUGUUCAUGUUAUGGGGAUUUUUAUAUAAAGGAAAUUUGUCUUUUGUGUCUGUUGAAAAUUAAAGAUUACUGACAGAGCCAUAAGAAAAUAUUGCUUUAUUUAUCUGAUCAUAUUGGAAUAUAUUUGUUAGGUUUUCAGUAGGUUCAAUUAGGUUCACUAGACUAUAUGCGUCAUUUAAAAAUUUUUCAAUGAACAUUCGAACAGUCCGGCCCUCGGCUUGUAGCUAAAUUUUUUAUUUGGCCCUCCGUCCAUUUGACUUUGACACCCCUGCU